CUCCGUCCUCUACUCUCCUCUCCUCUCUCCCUGAUCAUGCUUUUCUUCUUUCCUUCCCCUCGUCCUCUUCCUCCUAUAAUCUCACCAACUUCUGUUCCUCUCUGUCUCUGCGAUUCUUGUGCUGGUUCAUAUGAUGAAAGCUCGCCUUGCUGGUCGAUGCAGUUGAAUCAUCUCUAAAGCCUGGUUUGGACUCUUCUGCUUGUACCGUCUUCAGACCCACCACCCUUCUCCAUCUAUCUUUCUUCUUCCUGUGAAGCACUAUCUCUUCCCUUUCUCUUUGUACUCUUCUCCUUGUAACACUCGCCUCCAAAGCACUCGCUCUCACUCUGACACACAACCCACCAAUCAUUCCCGUGCUCUCCGAAAAGCGCUUUUCGUACCCCUUUCUCUUUGGCCUGAGAUUGCGAAAAUGGCGCGGCUCGCCGUCUCCGUUGUCCUAGCGAUCCUCGUGGUCGCGCCCAUUAUUCUGGAGGGGGUGGCAGGAUCGAUUGUGACGUGCUCGGGGAUAGUGCCGGCGAGGUACCGGAAUGACAAGGUAUCGAUAACGGACUUCGGAGCAGUCGGGGAUGGGCGGACGGUGAACACCAAGGCGUUCAGGGAGGCGGUAUACCAGAUCCAGCACCUACGGCGGAGGGGCGGCACCCUCCUCUAUGUCCCUCCCGGUGUGUACCUCACCGGCAGCUUCAGCCUCACCAGCCACAUGACCCUUUACCUGGCCCGGGGGGCCGUCAUCAAGGCCACCCAGGAUACUUGGAAUUGGCCUCUGAUCGCGCCCUUACCUUCUUACGGAAGAGGGAGGGAACGUCCUGGGAGGAGGUAUAUGAGUCUCAUCCAAGGACAUGGCCUUCAAGAUGUGGUAAUCACGGGUGAGAACGGGACGAUCGAUGGUCAAGGAGAGGUAUGGUGGAACAUGUGGAGGCAGGGCACUCUCCGCUAUACUCGACCGCAUCUUGUUGAAUUUAUGAACUCCAGAAGCAUCAUGAUCUCCAAUGUGGCUUUCAAGAAUUCCCCCUUUUGGAACAUUCACCCAGUUUAUUGCAGCAACGUUGUCAUCAGAUAUGUAACCAUAUUGGCCCCUUACGACUCUCCCAAUACUGAUGGAAUCGAUCCAGAUUCCAGUUCCAAUGUCUGCAUAGAGGAUUCACAUAUCUCCGUCGGAGAUGAUCUCAUUUCAGUGAAAAGCGGAUGGGAUGAAUACGGAAUACAUUACGGCCGUCCUAGCUCGGGGAUCACGAUACGGCGAAUAACCGGGUCAUCCCCUUUUUCUGGAAUUUCAGUGGGAAGCGAGAUGUCCGGCGGGGUGGAGAAUGUCUUGAUUGAGAACAUAAACCUGCGCAACAUGGGCAUAGGAAUCCACAUCAAAACAAACAUUGGAAGGGGAGGGUUUAUAAGGGACAUAACCGUGUCCAAUGUGUACAUGGAGAAUGUGCGUAAAGGCAUACGCAUCAUGGGAAACGUCGGCGACCACCCAGAUCAUCGCUACAACCGCAAUGCUCUCCCUUAUGUCAAGGGUAUCAGAAUCAAGGACGUCUGGGGCGUGAAGGUCCAAGAGGCAGGCUUAAUACAGGGCUUGAAGAAUUCGCCCUUCACGGGCAUCUGUCUCUCCAAUAUCUAUCUACACGGCGUGCUGGGACAGAGCAGAGCAGCUUGGACUUGCUCCGACGUGAGCGGAGCUGCUCUCGAGGUAAGCCCUUGGGUGUGCUCGGAGCUCGCCAGCACCUAUCAGAGCAGUACUUGCUCUAACUCUUUCAGAGUCUGAACUUAAGCCAUGAACUUACCCAUCUAGUGGAAAUCCGGUCAGCUAACUCCAUAGACGACCGCAAUAUUUCUCUG
Molecule: messenger RNA, 1833 nt
Organism: Rhodamnia argentea
Lineage: Eukaryota; Viridiplantae; Streptophyta; Magnoliopsida; Myrtales; Myrtaceae
Product: probable polygalacturonase
Exons: 5
Coding region: 410-1759 (449 amino acids)
Biological process (GO): carbohydrate metabolic process
Molecular function (GO): polygalacturonase activity
Source: RefSeq, a predicted model, not a curated record